Messenger RNA from Hipposideros armiger (great roundleaf bat), 3245 nucleotides. It is a transcript of the gene TMCC3, whose product is annotated as transmembrane and coiled-coil domain family 3. Bases 293 to 1621 code for a protein of 442 amino acids. Lineage: Eukaryota; Metazoa; Chordata; Mammalia; Chiroptera; Hipposideridae. Gene Ontology annotation, cellular component: endomembrane system. The transcript is spliced from 4 exons. The record is from RefSeq and is a predicted model, not a curated record.
CACAAAGAGCCCAUUUGUCCAGCAAUGGGUUGAAUGCAGUGUAUGAUUGCUGGCAGUUUAACUGAUUGCAGUGCAGGGUAGGGAGUUUCUCUAAGGCAUUACCCGGAGAUACGUGAUCUCCAGUCUCCGGAGUCCAGGGUGAGUCAUAUGGAGGUGCUGAGAGAGUAUCUACCUGCCUGCCUGCCUGCCAUGCAGACUCAGAAGCCUCUCCAGCAGGCAGGAGGGUGAGCUGACUGCCGAUCCUGGUCCGCUCUCCUAUGUGUGUGUGUGGCGUUUGGUAGAACGUCAUGACAUGACUACCCUAAGCUUGCCCCUAAACAUACGCCGAGGUGGGUCAGACACCAACCUCAACUUCGACGUACCAGAUGGCAUCCUGGACUUCCACAAGGUCAAACUCAGUGCGGACAGCCUGAAACAAAAAAUUCUAAAGGUAACAGAGCAGAUAAAAAUCGAGCAAACCUCCCGCGAUGGGAAUGUUGCAGAAUAUCUGAAACUUGUCAACAGUGCAGACAAGCAGCAGGCUGGCCGUAUCAAACAGGUCUUUGAGAAGAAGAAUCAGAAAUCUGCUCACUCCAUUGCCCAGCUGCAGAAGAAGUUAGAGCAGUAUCACCGAAAGCUCAGGGAGAUCGAGCAGAACGGAGCCUCGAGAAGCUCCAAGGACAUUUCUAAGGACAUCCCACACUCUCUGAAAGAUGCCCACGCCAAGUCUCGAACUGCUCCCCACAACAUGGAGAGCAGUAGAUCGGGCAUGCCAGGGGUCUCCCUCACUCCACCUGUGUUUGUCUUCAAUAAGUCCAGAGAGUUUGCCAACUUGAUCCGGAAUAAGUUUGGCAGCGCAGACAACAUCGCUCACUUAAAAAAUUCCUUAGAGGAGUUUAGGCCCGAGGCGAGUGCCAGGGUCUACGGGGGCAGCGCGACCAUUGUGAACAAAUCCAAGUACGGCAGCGACGAUGAGUGUUCGAGUGGCACGUCAGGCUCUGCCGACAGUAAUGGAAACCAGUCCUUCGGGGCCGGGGGACCUGGCACGCUGGACAGCCAGGGGAAGCUCACCAUGAUCCUGGAAGAGCUCCGCGAGAUCAAGGGUACCCAGACACAGCUGGCUGAGGACAUCGAGGCUCUGAAGGUGCAGUUUAAGAGAGAAUACGGCUUUAUUUCUCAAACCCUGCAAGAGGAGAGAUACAGGUAUGAGCGACUAGAAGACCAGCUCCAUGACCUGACAGACCUGCACCAGCAUGAGACGUCCAACCUGAAGCAGGAGCUGGCCAGCAUCGAGGAGAAGGUGGCCUACCAGGCCUGCGAGCGCUCGCGGGACAUCCAGGAAGCCCUGGAAUCCUGUCAGACGCGCAUUGUGAAGCUGGAGCUCCACCAGCAAGAGCAGCAAGCCCUGCAGACGGACACAGUGAAUGCAAAGGUCCUCCUGGGCAAGUGCAUCAACGUGGUCCUGGCCUUCAUGACGGUCAUCUUGGUGUGCGUGUCCACCAUCGCCAAGUUCAUCUCGCCCAUGAUGAAGAGCCGCUUCCACAUCCUUGGCACCUUCUGUGCUGUGACUCUCUUUGCCAUAUUUUGUAAAAACUGGGACCAUAUUCUGUGUGCCAUAGAAAAAAUAAUAAUACCCAGAUGAAGCCACUGGUCCCUGUCUUCAGGUUCUUUCAAGUUUUUAUUUUUUUUAAAAACUGUGCAUACUACCAAAUUUGAAAAUGAACAGCUGUGCCAGCUGAAGAUGGCACGAAGGACUGGGACUGUGUGUUGUAAAUAACUACACUUCUCUUAACUCGGUAGCAGAUGCCAGCCCAGUCCUUGGACCUGGUUAACGUGAAUCUGUCUCUAAGCUCCCCCCAUGUUGCUCACUGCCUUAAUCGGACCAGAUUUCCUGCCCACCUGACUCGGUAGACCUCUGGUUAUUGAGCCUUUGGCGUACUUAAUUAGUGACCAAGAAGAAAAGGGGAUUUAAACCUCUUUCUCAAGUUAUCAAAAUGAAGCUCACAUUGUUAGUAGUCGCGUUUUCCCCGAGGCCUGUAAGCACCAAGGACGUGGCUCGAGUCAGGGAGGGGAUGGAGCCCGGGCGUGGGCCGUGCUGAGCACGCGUGGCUGUGGAAGCAGUAAAUCCCGUGUAAUCCAGCCUGCUGCUCCACCAGGGACCUAGGUCCCUAUGUGCCCGGCGUCCACAGUGGUCAGUUGUGUGUGACUCCGUCACAUGAAAAUCUUAUUACACACCUGUUUUUCCACCCAAAGUCUAACUUAGUUGUUCUGUUGCACUUUAAACGGUGAGACACGAGGAUGUGUGAAGGUCUUAUGCCUUCUAUUACCUUGGAGCCGGAUACCUGAUUUCAUCUUACCUGGUGAUUGGAGGCACAGCCUUCGAAGCACGUAGAAAUGCUUCCGAAUCCCUCAUCAGACUGUGGCUUUCACAUUAAUUUGGGGUCCUGUAAGCACGACACCAGACAGAGGUUUGUGUUUCAGCACACCUUAAUUGUGAUUCACUUUAUCCCCAGGUCUGUGAGGGAUUGCGAAGCUUCCUCAGUAAAUGAAAACACAUGAUGCUCAUGAUGCAGGGUUGUUUUUUUUCUUUUUUUCUUUAAGAAAGACAACAGAAUCAUAAUUUAUAAAGCUAAAGCACACUAAGGUAGGAACACUGGACGCAGGAGGAAACUAUGACGUGUGAUUUAAUCGGAUGGCUGCUGGGUCAGUGGGAGCAGUACACCGGGAUGAAGACUGCGAGGACCCUCUUAGGACCCUGAAAGACCAGCCAGAGUAAAAUAAAUUCAAAAGUUAACAUCUUUGGCCUAUUUGGGGGAUGCCAUUCACUGUCUUCAGCCCAGAUGACACUUUCCUUUAAAUCUGUUCCUCUGUGUACAUAAAAGGAAGACACAGAAGAAUUUAAUUGGAACUGCUGUCCAGCCCCUCCACCCACCACCCACUCCAUUAUCUGAAGGCAAAAAUAUGCAUGUUAGUGUAUAUUUUCUUCCAAAAAACAUCAUAUCAGGAUAUAAAUUAAGUGCAAUAUUUUGCAAACAGCUGCUCUUCAGGAAGUCCCCUGAAACAAUGUGAUGGUGUGACAUGGUUUGCAGGAUUGGAGUUGUCCAGCUUCUGGUACAAGUGCAGUGCGUGUGUGAGACUCAUGCAACUCAAGCUUUGUUAAAGUUUAUAAUUCAGUGAUUUUAAUCAAUUCACAAACUUGUAUAACUAUCACCAUUAUCUAAUUCCAGACUCGAGCUUUUUAAAAUAAUAAACAUGAUUUCAUGAAA